Messenger RNA from Uranotaenia lowii, 717 nucleotides. RefSeq lists its product as uncharacterized. The transcript has a single exon. Gene Ontology annotation, molecular function: zinc ion binding; nucleic acid binding. The coding region runs from base 1 to 717 and encodes 238 amino acids. NCBI's taxonomy places the organism in Eukaryota, Metazoa, Arthropoda, Insecta, Diptera, Culicidae. The record is from RefSeq and is a predicted model, not a curated record.
AUGAUCUGCCGAGUAUGUGCGCAAUACGGACACAUUGGUAAAAAUUGCCCGAACUCAGAGAAACCAAUUUGUUUAAACUGCUCUGCUAACUUCCACACGACGGAAGACGAGACGUGUGCGAAAGCUGCCUUUUGCUUGCAUUGCAAAGCUGGCCAUUCGCCGAUGUCAAAGGUUUGUCCUAAAUAUCAAGAAGAAGACGAAGUCAUACAUUUGCGAAUCGAUAAAGGUCUUUCCUUUGCUGAAGCGCGCAAAGCACUGGCCGAUUCCAAGAGAACUACUACAUACGCUCAGGAAUUGCAAAACAAUCUGAUGGAACAAAAAGAUAAACAGAUUGCAGAACUACAACGACAGUUGAAUGAUAUGCGUGCUCAGAUGAAAGCCCUCUGCUCCUCUACGGGGACCGUUAUCACAAGACAGCGAUCUCGAUCUCGAAAACCUUCACCAAUGCUCUCUAAGCAACACGAAAAAAUGCCUGUUACAAAGACCACCGAUAUUCGGGAGAUGGAUUUUGAAAAUGGUAGAAGCAAACGACAAAUCACCACCAAGUACUCUUGUGAAGGAAACUCCAAAAAAGCAUCUUACUCCCAAGCUAAUAAAAAUGAUUCGAAUAAUGAGCAAAUUGACGUCAGCGAAACUGAGCAUGAAUCCGAUAACGAUCAGUUUUUUCGCCCACGUAACGGGAAAAUUACAAAAAACUACCACUCGACAACACGAUGA